Setaria italica (foxtail millet) is the source of this 1260-nucleotide messenger RNA. RefSeq names its product peroxidase 2. NCBI's taxonomy places the organism in Eukaryota, Viridiplantae, Streptophyta, Magnoliopsida, Poales, Poaceae. Gene Ontology annotation, biological process: response to oxidative stress; hydrogen peroxide catabolic process. The record is from RefSeq and is a predicted model, not a curated record. The coding region runs from base 75 to 1157 and encodes 360 amino acids. The transcript has 2 exons. Gene Ontology annotation, molecular function: heme binding; peroxidase activity. Gene Ontology annotation, cellular component: plant-type cell wall; plasmodesma.
ACUUCUUCUCCCAUCCAUCAGCUAGCCCUCUGCCAACACUACUCAGACUAGCGUCUGGUGCUCGACGAUCUGAGAUGGCCAAGCUUGCCGUGGUGGCAUUGCUGGUGUUGCUCGGUUCAGUGGUGUGCCAAGCCGACUACGGCAACCCCGGCUUCGGCUCUGGUUCAGGCUCCGGCUUCCACAUCCCGAUCCAAAUCCCGUUCCCGCACCGGACCCCGACGCCGACGCCGAGCCCGAACGCCGGCGGCCUCGCCGUCGGCUUCUACGACAGCACGUGCCAAAACGCCGAGGAGAUCGUGAGGGGCGUCGUCGAGAACGCGGUCAGACAGAACCCUGGCAUUGGCGCGGGGCUCAUUCGUAUGCUCUUCCACGACUGCUUCGUCGAGGGAUGUGACGGCUCCGUGCUGCUCGACCCGACGCCGGCGAACCCGCAGCCGGAGAAGCUGGCGGUGCCGCCCAACUUCCCCAGCCUUCGCGGUUUCGAGGUGAUCGACGCGGCCAAGGCGGCGCUCGAGGACGCGUGCCCCGGCAACGUCUCCUGCGCCGACAUCCUCGCCUUCGCCGCCCGCGACGCCAGCGCCGUCCUCAGCAACGGCAACAUCAACUUCACGGUGCCCGCGGGCCGCCGCGACGGGCGCGUGUCCAACUCCAGCGACGCGCUCCAGUUCCUGCCCCCUCCGUCCUUCAACCUCUCCGAGCUCACCGCCAGCUUCGCCGCCAAGGGGCUCGACGUCGACGACCUCGUCGUGCUCUCCGGCGCGCACACCGUCGGCCGCUCCCACUGCUCGCCCUCCGUCAGCGACGGCCGCCUCAACGCGUCCACGUCCGACAUGAACCCUGGGCUGGCCGCGCAGCUGAGGCGGCAGUGCCCGGCCAACCCGAACGCGACCAACGACCCCACGGUGGCGCAGGACGUGGUGACGCCGGUCAGGCUGGACAACCAGUACUACAGGAACGUGCUCAACCACAGCGUGCUCUUCACGUCGGACGCGGUGCUGCUCAGGUCGGUGCAGACGACGCUGGCGGUGGUCAUGAACGCGUUCGUCCCCGGGAUGUGGGAGCAGAAGUUCUCCAGGGCGAUGGUGAAGAUGGCGAACAUCGAGGUGAAGACCGGCGCCAAUGGCGAGAUCAGGAGGAACUGCCGGGUCGUCAACUAGUUGGAUUUCCCAUGGGAUAAUUUCUUUCGAAACGUUUAUUCUUUUUUGCAAGUGUGUAACCCUGUGAGCUGCUUUACUUUGCAUGUUCUUCUGUUGCUGUCCC